CCACUUCUCGUUCCCUCUCGUUCGUCCUCCAACUGUCAUGGCGGACUACCGAGAGGCGCCCUUGGCCACUCGGCCCAAAACAUUGGACCCCAACGAGUAUUUCAACGUUUCCCCGGAGCAGAGACGAUCCGAACAGCAGCGCGCGGUGCUGCGAGCCAACCUGAAGAGGCAGUACCAGACACAGCUCAACAGCCCGCACCGGAAGGAGCUCAUCGAAGACCCCGCGCUGACACGCUGGGUGUAUGCACGCGCCAACCCCUACCUACACUUCAGACCCACGUACAAGACGUCUCUUCUGGGUGCCAUGUUCGGAGUUGUGCCUCUCUUUGUCCUCUACUACGUCUUCAAGAGCGACCGGGACAGGAAGGAGGGGAUGAUUAAGGCUGGGACCCUGGAGCGCAAGUUCAGUUUGUCAUCGUGAGCUUCGAUGUAUAAAGACCUGUAUGUUCUAGUGAGGAUUUCAAUGCUUGUAAUUAUUAUUAACUAAAUAAAACUAUAUUGUCAAAAACAAA
Platichthys flesus (European flounder) is the source of this 512-nucleotide messenger RNA. It is a transcript of the gene ndufb4, whose product is annotated as NADH:ubiquinone oxidoreductase subunit B4. The record is from RefSeq and is a predicted model, not a curated record. Gene Ontology annotation, cellular component: mitochondrion. The transcript is spliced from 3 exons. Lineage: Eukaryota; Metazoa; Chordata; Actinopteri; Pleuronectiformes; Pleuronectidae. The coding region runs from base 38 to 421 and encodes 127 amino acids.